AUGGAUACUCUGUCACCCAACAAUGGCUCCAAGUCGAGUUCCAGCGGCAGUUCGGCGGCCAGCUCCUCCAUGGAUCUCGGCAAGCAGCAGCAGAAGGAGCAGAAGCUGCAUCGCCACCCCAGGAAUGGGCCCAAGAAGCUGUCCCGCUCCAGAAGUCUGCUGCAGCUGCUCAGCAGGCAUCUGGGCAGGCACUUCCACCACCAGAACCACCAGAACGAGACGGUCUACAGCAGCCAGGACGACAUCAGGAGCAGCUCCACGGACUCGUUCAGCCUGAGCUACGAGCGGGGCAGCCACGAGUGUCCCAUCAAUGGUUCUUCCCUGGAUUUGGAACACACCUCGCGCACUUCGAGUGCCUCGGCCUGCUCCAGAUAUUCACCAGGACUGGAUUACUACGACCAGCAGGGACACAUCUAUGUGGAGGCCGUCUACAGGCCAGGCAGCGCCAUGGAGCAACUGCAUCCGCAGCUGCACUUCGAGGAGGACACCAGCGAGGAGGGCAGCGGCAAUGAGGCGGAGGACGAGGUGGAGCUGCGGCACGACGAGAACGAGAACAGCAAACCGCGAUCCGCCUCAGCCGCCUCUGCCAAGUCGCCGGGACUGCAUCUCAGCAGGAUCUCCAUCUCCUCAUCGGUGAGCCGCAUGCUGCAGCACUUCUCCACUUCCACGGGAAACGCCUCGAUGCGAUCGCUGUCCUGCAGCAGCACUCCCCUGCGGCAGCCCAAGAAGUCCCUGUCGCCGAACAACUCGAACAGCAGCAGCAGUAGCAGCUCCAGCCACAAGUCCUCCGGCGCCCCCGCCUCCAAGAAGGAGAAGAAGCAGCAGAGCAUCCUUCGGCCGCCGGUCCAGUAUGUCUCCAUGAAGGGCAUGUCGGGCCUGUAUUCCCGGGUGCCCAGCUACGCUGUCUGCUAUCCCUACACCCUGCAGCAUAUGUACUAA
This is a messenger RNA of Drosophila takahashii, 939 nucleotides long. RefSeq lists its product as uncharacterized. The record is from RefSeq and is a predicted model, not a curated record. NCBI's taxonomy places the organism in Eukaryota, Metazoa, Arthropoda, Insecta, Diptera, Drosophilidae.